Columba livia (rock pigeon) is the source of this 2590-nucleotide messenger RNA. RefSeq names its product keratin, type II cytoskeletal 6A-like. Gene Ontology annotation, cellular component: keratin filament. Gene Ontology annotation, biological process: keratinization; intermediate filament organization. The record is from RefSeq and is a predicted model, not a curated record. Bases 132 to 1922 code for a protein of 596 amino acids. The transcript has 9 exons. Gene Ontology annotation, molecular function: structural constituent of skin epidermis. NCBI's taxonomy places the organism in Eukaryota, Metazoa, Chordata, Aves, Columbiformes, Columbidae.
GGAGGCUCCCAGCUCUCCCAUCACAGGGGUUUCUGGCUCCCUUGCCCUCUGCUCUUUUCCUGCCACGCAGCUUUCCUUCACCAGCCUUUUUUGUUUUCUCCUUUCUCCUGCUCUUUGCUGAACAAGCCGCCAUGAGCCGGGUCUCUUUCAGAUCAUCCACCGGAGGGGGCGUGAGGGGCUUCAGCUCGGGCUCCGCUAUCGUCGGAGGUGGCGGUGGCAGCAGGAGCAGUUUUAGCUCCGUUUCUGUCUCCAGAGUUGGAGGAGGAAGAGCCGGAGGAGGAGCGGGCUUCGGCGCCGGCUUCGGCAGCAGAAGUCUCUAUAACCUAGGUGGAAGCAAAAGAAUUUCCUUCGGCUCGGUCGGCGGAGGUCUGCGGAGCGGAGCCGGUGGUGGAUACGGCUUCGGUGGAGGAGCCGGCUUUGCUCUUGGCUAUGGUGGUGGAGCAGGCGCUGGUUUUGGCUUAGGAGGAGCUGGUGGUGGUGGCGGCUACGGGCUGGGCAGUGGAUUUGGGCUGGGAGGUCCCGGAUUUGGCGGUCGAGGUGGCCCCGGGUUCCCCGUCUGCCCACCUGGCGGCAUCCAAGAAGUGACGGUCAACCAGAGCCUGCUGGCGCCUCUCAAGCUGGACAUCGACCCCGAAAUCCAGAAGGUGCGAACGCAGGAGCGGGAGCAGAUCAAGACCCUCAACAACAAAUUCGCCUCUUUCAUCGACAAGGUGCGCUUUUUGGAGCAGCAGAACAAGGUGCUGGAGACCAAGUGGACCCUCCUGCAGGAGCAGGGUCACACCGUCACCAGGAAGUCCCUGGAGCCCCUUUUCGAGUCCUACAUCAACAACAUGCGCCGGCAGCUCGACAGCCUCAUGGGCGAGCGGAGCCGGCUGGACACCGAGCUCAGGAACAUGCAGGACAUGGUGGAAGACUUCAAGAACAAAUACGAAGAUGAGAUCAACCGGCGCACUGGCGCAGAGAACGAGUUCGUGGUGCUCAAGAAGGACGUGGACGGCGCUUACAUGAACAAGGUGGAGCUGCAGGCCAAGGCAGACGGGCUGGCGGACGAGAUCAACUUCCUGCGCGCUCUCUACGAGGCGGAGUUAUCCCAGAUGCAGCAGCAAGUGUCCGACACCUCGGUGGUGCUGUCCAUGGACAACAACCGCAGCCUGGACCUCAACAGCAUCAUCGCGGAGGUGAAGGCGCAGUACGAGGACAUCGCCAACCGCAGCCGCGCCGAGGCCGAGGCCUGGUACCAGACCAAGUACGAGGAGCUGCAGGUCUCGGCGGGCCGGCACGGCGACGACCUGCGGAACACCAAGAUCGAGAUCUCAGAGAUUAACCGGAUGGUCCAGAGGCUGCGCAACGAGAUCGAGAGCGUGAAGAAACAGUGUGCAAACCUGCAAGCGGCCAUCGCCGAGGCCGAGGAGCGCGGCGAGCUGGCGCUCAAGGACGCCAAGGCCAAGCUGGCCGAGCUGGAGGACGCGCUGCAGAAGGCCAAGGCCGACCUGGCCCGGCAGCUGCGCGAGUACCAGGAGCUCAUGAACGUCAAGCUGGCCCUGGACAUCGAGAUCGCGACCUACAGGAAGCUGCUGGAGGGCGAGGAGAGCAGGCUCGCUGGAGAGGGAGUCGGAGCCGUGAGCGUCUCCGUGGUCAGCACCUCCAGCGGGAUGGGCUAUGGCAGCGGCGGCUCCCUGGGCAUGGGUGGCGGCGGCGGCUACAGUGGCGGCUACAGCAGCGGCGGCUACAGCAGCGGCGGCUACAGCAUGAGCAGCAGCGGCGGCGGCUUCGGCGGCGGGAGCGGAGGCUUCGGCGGGGCGCUCGGCUACGGCGGGGGCAGCAGCUUCAGCUCCGGGAGCAGCCGAGGCGUGGGCUCCAGCGGGGGCGGCAGCGUCAGGAUCGUUUCCAAGACCACCACCAGCAAAAAGACCGUCAGAUAAGGACGGCGAGCACGGGGCCGCCCGCGCGGACGCCGCCACGACCUCCCUCCUUCUGAAAGCAAGUGCUGUCCUACGAAUCAACGGUGUAAAUAGCUGCGCUAGACCCUCUCUCCUCCUCCGGCCGUCUCCCUCCGCCUCCGGGGCAGGGGAGGACGAGCAGGACCCCGUUGUGAUUGUCUGGAGCAGCUUUGGCCAAAGCAGAGGUUGUAGCAGGUCGCCGGCAGGGCUUUGGAAGCCGCCUGGACCCCGCGCUGGCCCUUUUCCAGCACAGUCCUUGUCCUCCCCCGGAGUCAGGCGCUCAAAGCCACGUGGACGCGCUUUGCUGAAGGGAAACAGCCACGCUUGGCCGCGGUCCUGUGUCAUUCCUCUAAAACCGGGGUGACGGCCUCGUGAAACCACAGGCCCAGGUCCUCAGCAAGGAAAAGAGCUCCAUGGUGCUCUAAAAGCCUCUGCCUGCAACGUGUUACAACCUUCUCAUCCCCUGUCUGCAAGUCAAGAUUUCUCCCAGCCCCCCCGUUUGCUUGGGCACCUGUGGGAGCGGUUAUCGCUUUCUGUGCACAUAAUCGCCACCCCGAUUUCUAAAUCCUCGUCCUGGAGGCUACAGCCUCUUCGCCUCCAGGCCCACCGCACUGUACGGUCCAAUAAAGAGCAUUUCUCAUUUUUAAAAA